Hemibagrus wyckioides is the source of this 2509-nucleotide messenger RNA. It is a transcript of the gene adra1bb, whose product is annotated as adrenoceptor alpha 1Bb. Gene Ontology annotation, cellular component: membrane. Lineage: Eukaryota; Metazoa; Chordata; Actinopteri; Siluriformes; Bagridae. Gene Ontology annotation, molecular function: alpha1-adrenergic receptor activity. The record is from RefSeq and is a predicted model, not a curated record. Bases 260 to 1672 code for a protein of 470 amino acids. Gene Ontology annotation, biological process: phospholipase C-activating G protein-coupled receptor signaling pathway; positive regulation of cytosolic calcium ion concentration; cell-cell signaling. The transcript is spliced from 2 exons.
UUUGCAUAACUCCGACUCGCUCUCCAGGUCUUCAGCACACACCUCUAACACACUGCUGAGAAGACCAGGAAAGCGUUUCAAGAAAAAAAAAGAGAAAAGAAAUCAGUGUAAAGGAAAAAGGAAAAGGGGGAGUGACGCGAUGCGCAUCAGGGAUCUGGAAGCUCGCGGGUUCACGAGUCCCGAACAGUGAGGCUCAAGACACUCGAAGUAUUCACACUGCUCCAGUUUUAUAAAGUAGAGUUGAUCAUGUCUUGCAAUCAUGUCUUUCGAAAAUGACUCGUACGCGCUCUUUAACGACACCGGCGGGUGCAACGGGACCGGGGAGCACCACCCGCCCGUGCGCCUCUCUCGCGCGCUGCCAUUGGGACUAGUGCUGGGCGCGCUCAUCGUCUUCGCAGCGGUCGGCAACGCGCUGGUCGUGGCGUCGGUGCUGCGCGACAGGCGCCUGCGCGCGCCCACACACUGGCUGAUCGCGAACCUGGCGGCGGCGGACCUGCUGCUGAGCGUCGCCGUGCUGCCGGUGUCGUCGGCGCAGGAGAUCCUCGAACGCUGGGCUUUCGGGAGCGUCUUCUGUGACGUGUGGGCAGCGCUGGACGUGCUGUGUUGCACGGCGUCCAUCCUGAGCCUGUGCGUCAUCUCCGUGGACCGGUACGUCGGCGUGAGCCGGCCGCUGGCCUACUCCAGCAUCGUGACGCGCCGCCGCGCCGCGCUCGCCGCGCUCUCGGUGUGGAUCGCCUCCGUGCUCAUCUCCGUGGGUCCUCUGCUAGGAUGGAAGCAGGCGCGCUCGCCGGACGUCACCGCCUGCGACAUCACCGAGGAGCCCUACUACGCGCUCUUCUCCUCGCUCGCUUCCUUCUACAUCCCGCUAGCCGUCAUCCUCGUCAUGUACUGCCGGGUCUACAUCGUGGCCAAACGGACUAGUCGGAGUUUGGAGCUGGGCGUCCGGAAGGAGAGAAUAAACUCCACGGAAGUCACGUUACGGAUCCAUCAGGGCUCCAGGUCGCGCGAGGACUCGGCACAGCAUCACAAGAGCGCGCUCACGGUCACUGUCCUGAAAUUCUCCCGGGAAAAAAAGGCGGCCAAAACGGUAGGAGUGCUGGUCGGAGCAUUCACCGCGUGCUGGCUGCCGUUCUUCAUCACCUUACCCAUCGUCUCCUUCAACACGGACCUACGUCCUCCAGAAUCCGUCUUCAAAUUCGUCUUCUGGCUCGGUUACUUCAACAGCUGCGUAAACCCCGUCAUCUACCCGUGUUACAGCCGCGAGUUCCGCCGGGCGUUCGCUCGAAUCCUGCGCUGCCGGAGGCGUCACUCGCCAUGGAGGACAUUUCCCCCUCACGGCGUCUCGUCCUGUCAGGCCAGGAAAGACUCCAGAGACUCCAUGGAGAACUUUGGCGCCUACAUGUACGGCAGCCUGAGGACGCUGUCCUUCUCCAGCCCAUGUCCCAGUCCCGGAUUUCACAGCAAGAGUCCGUUUCCGUCCCUGGAACACGGACACGCUCACCCGCGGAGCAGGAACAAUUCGGUUUUUGCCGAAAUCGUUACGGACCGGCCUCUGGAGCCAGUCAGGGAGGAUAUGCUGCAGGACAAUGGACAAAUCAAUCAUAUAAAGGCAGAGACGUUCUUUGACGGCGAGAUGAAAGACAAAUCAAAUGGAGAAAAACGUUGUUCUUAAACCUAGCGACUAAUAAACUCCAUGUUUAUUUAGUACUAGAUUAAAGAUUGGACUUGAGAUAAAAAUGUAUUAAAUGUUCCAUUUUCCCCAAGUGUUGUCAGUCAUCCAUGAUAUUUACUCUGUCUAGGGCUUACUUUUAACACAAGAGGCUAACACGGAAGCCGCCAGAUUAGCCACCUGUAACUACAUGCAUUGUGUUUCUUUAAUACGUUCUCUGAUUCAUUAGUAACACCACUAACGUGAUUGUUUCUUCACCAGUUCCCUCUGCAUGUAUUUUUCUUAUCAAACUCACCUGGCAGAUUUACGAAACAUCUCAGAUUUCCUUCUGACACUUGUACAAAUGUUGACCAAUACCCAUCAACAUGUACGCUGCAUUUACUCAGUCAUGCCACGCCCACAAAUCUCCUUAUAAGGCAAAGCCGGAUUUCUAUAAAAUAGCAACUAAACGUCUGAAUCAGGACACUGGAUAUGGAUUUGUUUUGGUUUUUUAUGCUAUUUUUAUAAAAACAUAACACAACUUUCACAAUUGGUGUGUAACUAAAUAAUUAAUUGAUUUAAACUCGAUAAAUUGUGUAUAAAAAAAAUCAGCACAGGUUUUCUGAUUCGAAUCCUGGAUCAUGUUUGUGAUUCUCCUUAUAAUGAAACUGACCCAAAAACAGAAGGAAUUUAUUAUUUUAAAUUAACAGGAUUUCAGAUUUUUAUUAAUGUUCUUCUCAGAACCUCUUCAAACCACCAAACUUCAUCACACAGUCCACCCAACGAGGUCCGGCUCACCUGACCGAGCCUUCACACUCAGACUGAUGCUCUCAGGAUUAAAAAAAACACUGAAGCUGACGA